CACACACACACACACGGAGCAGGAAAUAGGUCAGUAAUGUAAGCAGUGACCAGGCAACUAGUCGCAGCCGCCCGCAGCCGUAACUAUGGGAUCUGACACCGCUGUUUAACCCGGGGUGGAGGCUGAGACUGAGACCAGCCGGCGUACUGUUGGCUGCGGAAUUUGUUGGACGAUUUGAUUCCUACUUUGUGGAAGAGACCACCUCAGGAGACAGACAGACAGACAGACAGAGGAGAGAAAGCAGAGAGAGCGAGAGAAGCAUGGGUUGUGCCAAAUCGAAAGACUCUGUGGACUUGCAAGAAAAAAGCGUACAUGAUCCUGUAGGCAAAUCUCAAACAGCUCUUUAUGUGAAAGACCCCACAAGACCCAACAAUCCUAUCUCAAAUAAUGUUCUAUCCACCAAUAAUUCAUCUUCAGGAGGAACCGAUGACAUGGUAGUCGUGGCUCUUUAUGACUACGACGGGAUCCACGAAGGAGAUUUGAGUUUCAAGAAAGGAGAGAAGGUCAAAGUGAUCUCGCAACAAGAUGAGUGGUGGCUGGGAUUAUCUUUAGCAACCAAACAGGAAGGUUACAUUCCAAGUAACUAUUUCGCCAAAGUUAACUCACUGGAAACUGAAGACUGGUUCUUCAAGGGUGUCAGUCGAAAGGAUGCAGAGCGACAACUUCUGGCAUCGGGAAAUAAACUUGGCUCAUUUAUGAUCCGAGACAGUGAAACAACCAAAGGGAGUUAUUCUCUCUCUGUUCGAGAUUACGAUCCAGCGAAUGGCGAAACGGUGAAACAUUACAAGAUCCGUACCCUGGACAACGGCGGUUUUUACAUCUCGCCCCGAAUCACCUUCACCGACCUGAACGAACUCGUCAAUCAUUACAAGCACAUAGGGGAUGGCUUGUGCCAGAAGCUGACAAAGGCCUGCCUGAGUGAGAAACCAGAGAAACCGUGGGAGAAAGAUGCCUGGGAGAUCCCGAGGGAGUCCCUCCGAUUGGAGAAGAAGCUCGGAGCUGGGCAGUUUGGAGAAGUGUGGCUGGCGACAUUCAAAAACCACACCAAGGUGGCAGUGAAGACCAUGAAGCCAGGAACAAUGUCAGUGGAGGCUUUCCUGAUGGAGGCUAAUCUGAUGAAGGCUCUACAGCACGACAAGCUGGUACGGCUCAACGCAGUGGUGACCAAGGAGGAGCCCAUCUACAUCAUCACGGAGUUAAUGUCCAAAGGAAGUUUGUUAGAUUUCUUGAAGAGUGAAGAAGGGAACAGAAUACAGUUGCCCAAAUUGAUAGAUUUUUCAGCGCAGAUUGCAGAAGGAAUGGCUUAUAUUGAAUCCAAGAACUACAUACACAGAGACUUGCGGGCUGCCAAUAUAUUAGUGAGUAGCAUGCUGGUUUGCAAGAUUGCUGACUUUGGCUUGGCCAGGAUAAUUGAAGACAAUGAAUAUACCGCCAGAGAAGGUGCCAAGUUUCCCAUCAAGUGGACCUCGCCGGAGGCUAUAAACUUUGGAUCUUUUACAAUCAAGUCCGACGUCUGGUCCUUUGGAAUCGUUCUCAUGGAAACCAUCACGUAUGGCCGCACCCCUUACCCAGGAAUGUCGAACCCAGACGUGAUCCGCUCACUAGAACACGGGUACCGGAUGCCUCGCCCAGAUGUAUGCCCCACUGAGCUGUACGACAUCAUGAUGAAAUGCUGGAAGAACAAGCCAGAGGACAGGCCCACGUUUGAGUAUUUGCAGAGCGUCCUUGAAGACUUCUACACAGCCACAGAAAGCCAGUAUCAGCAGCAGCCAUAAUAACCAAGUGCCAAGUAUGAACAGAGAAUGGGACGAAGCAAAAAAAUAAGUCUCCCAAGCCAUCCAUUUUAGUUUUGACUUUAUGGAGGUCUGCACUUGCAUUGUUUUGCACCAUGUCCAAAGUGAGAAUGGUUUCUAACAUUAUUGACUGUAAGCAAUGUAUUUUCCACGUCAAAUAUUUUCAAUAACUUUUUAAAAUAUGUAUUAGCAAAUGUUCUACGGAAACGUCAAACAAAUCAUUUGUUCGUUGAUGGCUGAACAAAAAGGUUUAUUUUUGCUGAAAUGCUCCAAAUAAUAUUGGUGCUGUAGUUUCAUUCACAUCACCGUUUAUAUUUUAUCGUGCUCUAUUU
This is a messenger RNA of Amblyraja radiata (thorny skate), 2125 nucleotides long. RefSeq names its product HCK proto-oncogene, Src family tyrosine kinase (gene hck). The record is from RefSeq and is a predicted model, not a curated record. The transcript has 13 exons. Bases 261 to 1775 code for a protein of 504 amino acids. Gene Ontology annotation, biological process: protein phosphorylation. Gene Ontology annotation, molecular function: protein binding; ATP binding; protein tyrosine kinase activity. Lineage: Eukaryota; Metazoa; Chordata; Chondrichthyes; Rajiformes; Rajidae.